AUGUUCCUCAUCGUAAUCGAUGUGAUCAUGGUAGGAGCGAUUUACCAUGUAUCGAAUCGUGGACUACUGUGGCAGUCCAUCACUAUGAAGCGCAAGCAUCUGAACGACUUCGAUUUGGCCGAUGAUGUUGCCCUACUAAAUCAACGGUGCUCUGACACACAGAGUAAGCUCAAUGACCUAGCCGAACGCUUCUCUGUAGUGGGUCUAACCAUCAACGCCAGCAAUACCAAAUCGUUGGAUGUUAACACGGACAACCCCUGCAAUUUAACAGUAGCUGGGCAAGCGGUAGAGAAAGUCGAAGGUUCCAAGAUUGACAAUAGGAGCACGAGUUUACGAAAUAUAUGGAGAUCCAACCAGAUUAAUCAAUGCACUAGAAUUCGAGUUUUCAAUUCCAACAUGAAAUCUGUGCUGUUGUACGUCAGUGAAACGUGGUGCGAGUCAGCAGAGACCACACAGAAGUUGCAGGUUUUCAUCAACCGAUGUCUGCGGUUUAUAAUUCGGACCUGGUGGCUUCACAACUGGAUCUCGAAUACUGAGCUCCAUCGACGAUGCCAUCAGGAACCGAUGUCGACAGAAAUUCGAGAACGUAAAUGGAGCUGGGUCGGCUACACACUACGAAAAGGCGGCAAACGAAAUCUGCAAACAAGAGCUGGAUUGAAAUCCGACAGAACAUCGCAGCAGAGUCAGACCCAUGAGCUCGUGGCGACUUGGCAUCUACAAGGAAAUCAAGGAAGUCGAUAG
This is a messenger RNA of Aedes albopictus (Asian tiger mosquito), 741 nucleotides long. RefSeq lists its product as uncharacterized. The transcript has a single exon. Bases 1 to 741 code for a protein of 246 amino acids. Lineage: Eukaryota; Metazoa; Arthropoda; Insecta; Diptera; Culicidae. The record is from RefSeq and is a predicted model, not a curated record.